Messenger RNA from Sebastes umbrosus (honeycomb rockfish), 521 nucleotides. RefSeq names its product RNA polymerase II subunit J (gene polr2j). The record is from RefSeq and is a predicted model, not a curated record. Gene Ontology annotation, biological process: transcription by RNA polymerase II. Gene Ontology annotation, cellular component: RNA polymerase II, core complex. Lineage: Eukaryota; Metazoa; Chordata; Actinopteri; Perciformes; Sebastidae. Bases 97 to 450 code for a protein of 117 amino acids. The transcript has 3 exons. Gene Ontology annotation, molecular function: protein dimerization activity; DNA binding.
GAAGAAGAAGAAGAAGAAGAAGCCGGAAGUCUUGUUGUUUUGAACCAGCAGCGUGUUUCCGGUUGCUCUCGGUGCUCUCUCUCUCUCAGACAGAAGAUGAACGCUCCUCCCGCCUUCGAGUCGUUCCUGCUGUUUGAAGGAGAGAAGAAGAUCAGCAUCAGCAAAGACACCAAAGUGCCCAACGCCUGUUUGUUCACGCUGAACAAGGAGGACCACACGCUGGGCAACAUCAUCCGAGCUCAGCUGCUGAAGGAUCCUCAAGUUCUGUUUGCUGGUUAUAAAGUUCCUCAUCCUCUGGAACACAAGAUCGUCAUCAGAGUGCAGACCACACCCGACUACAGUCCACAGGAAGCGUUUACGAAUGCCAUCACUGAUCUCAUCAGCGAGCUCUCUCUGCUGGAAGAACGCUUCAGAGUCGCCAUCAAGGACAAACAGGAAGGGAUCGAGUAACGCCCUGAUGACAUCACUUUCUGUUUGAUUAUUGAUUUAUUUUUGUAAAUAAAAUGCGAUGACACAACCUG